Callorhinchus milii (elephant shark) is the source of this 1983-nucleotide messenger RNA. It is a transcript of the gene abhd5a, whose product is annotated as abhydrolase domain containing 5a. Gene Ontology annotation, biological process: positive regulation of triglyceride catabolic process; negative regulation of triglyceride storage. The record is from RefSeq and is a predicted model, not a curated record. Gene Ontology annotation, cellular component: lipid droplet. Lineage: Eukaryota; Metazoa; Chordata; Chondrichthyes; Chimaeriformes; Callorhinchidae.
AUGUCUGUCGGUGUUUACAAUGCUACAUGUCUCACAGUGGUUUCUAUUACCAGGUCAGGAUGGCUGAUCAGUUGGCUCCCUUCCUGGUGUCCCACUUCUCUGUCUCUUCUCAAGGACGCUGAGACCAAAAUGCUGCAGGGUGUCCAAAGUAAAUGCAUCAAAGAAUAUGUUUCAAUAUCCAAUGGCAACAGGAUCUGGACGCUAAUAUUCAGUCAUGAAGUUGAUAACAAAACUCCACUUGUUCUGAUUCACGGAUUUGGAGGAGGAGUUGGACUUUGGAUCUUGAACUUCGAUACACUUGUCCAACAACGUACUGUGUAUGCCUUUGACCUUGUGGGAUUUGGUCAAAGCAGUAGGCCACAGUUCAGCAAUGAUUCAGAACUGGCUGAAAAACAGUUUGUGCAGUCUAUUGAGGAAUGGAGAGCAAAAAUGGGAGUGGAAAAAAUGAUUUUAUUAGGACAUAAUUUUGGUGGCUAUUUGGCUGCAUCAUACACAAUUAACUACCCACUAAGGGUUAAACAUCUAAUAUUAGAGGAACCAUGGGGGUCAGUGCAUGAGGAACAGGAACGACCAGUGCCCAUCUGGAUGAAAGUCCUGGGAGCGAUGCUGAGUCCAUUCAACCCAUUGGCAGGUCUUAGGUUGGCUGGACCUUUUGGGCCAGUUCUAAUUCAGCGCUUAAGACCUGACCUCAAGCAAAAGUUUUCCUCGGUGUGCGAUGAUGAAACCACAGUCACAGAAUACAUUUAUCACUGCAAUGCACAAACCCCCAGUGGGGAAACGGCUUUCAGAAACAUGACCAUACCUUAUGGUUGGGCUAAACAGCCAAUGCUUCAGAGGAUUAAUCAGAUACAAGAGGACAUUCCUAUCACAGUCAUUUAUGGAGCUCGUUCUUCCAUAGAUGGCAACUCUGGAAACCAAAUUAAAGCACUGAGACCUAACUCCCCUGUCAACAUCAUAGUCAUUCGCGGUGCUGGUCAUUAUGUGCAUGCUGAUCAACCUGAAGACUUCAAUCAAAAAGUAGUGGACAUCUGCAGUACUGUAGACUAACUGUGUUCUCACCUCAAAAAGUAAUAAAUGUAGCUAGACUACCUUCAUUUAGCCCUAAGAAAUCAUUCUUCUGAAGGAUUCUGUUUUAAACUAACAAUUGAGAAGACUUAUUAAGUCAAUAUCUAUCAUCUCUUGUUCAAUAUUUUAGAGCUUUAUGCUAUUUCUAGAUUUUAUUUUUGAUUUACCACAAACGUUUUUGACUAUUUUAAUAUGUGCAAUAUUAAUAUCUAUAUAAUUAUCAGCUGUUAAUGGCUACAUGUGUAUAUUCUUUGGAUUUGUUUGUGGGUUCAGUCAUCAGCAACAGUCAUUUUUAAUUGAAAAUACUUAUUCCGUUUUUAAGAAUAUUGCCACUAAAUUGUUCACUAAGAGAUUUUUCUGACGUCUUAUUUAUUUGCAAUAGUCUUAUCUUGCUGAAAUUGAUCUUUUCGAGCUUUGGCUCAGUAGCAUCAGCAGCGAUCUGAGAAGAAACUUAGGGUGUCUUUCGUUUUGUUUUGCAACUCACAAUUUAGUGAUAUUUUAGCACAGCUAAAUCAUUCAAAUCCCAUUGUUUCUAAAUCUGUCUUCACAUACAAGACAGGUACUCGAGAUAUGUGAAACGGGAUGGUUCAGCGUUUCUAUCAAGGAGGCAUUUUCUAAAAGAAAAUAGUCUCCUUAGUUUAUCUGAAGAGGGUUUUAAUUCUGCUGCUUUCGUAUUUUGCUCUGCAACUACUAGUUCUGUUUCUGGCUUAGUUUUUGAGCAGGGUUUCCUGUUAAAAUAAGGUCACCUUUCCUUGGCAUUUCUUAACUCUACUAUGCCAAAAACUUCUAACACGAAACAGAAAACUGCUUUCUGGUUAGAUUAUUGUUUUAUACGAUGGGGUUUAUAACACGCCAAAUACUAAAACUAGUGAAAAUUGAAGUAUUAUUAUUAUAAUAAUAAUUCUUGCAUUUGAUAUG